UACCUCGCGAGAUCUGCGUCAGCUGGAGGACGUCGUACGUGGCUCGGUCGUGUUUACAUUGAGUCUGCUGAGAAUCUGCGGAGGAUCCUCGACUGUGGCGCUCGGUGCAGACGCGUUUACAUGUUUAGAUGAUUCACGAAGCGAUGGGAGCGACUGACAGGCGCUUUGUUUGACGUGCAGGGGCGGGGUGAGUGUCCGCCGAGCCGCUGCGGAGAACGCCCUGCUCCCCCCCGGGCUCGCCGCCACCUCCGCCGCCGCCGCCGCCACCUCCGCCGCUGCUGCUGUUGCUAUGGCGGACAUCGGCUCUUCGCUUGAAUUCUCCGGUUCCCUGACGAGCUCCAGCCUCCCACCGCCGCGGACCCGCAUCUUUAAAAUCAUCGUGAUCGGAGACUCGGGUGUGGGGAAGACGUGUCUCACCUACCGCUUCUGCGCCGGGAAGUUCCCCGAGAAAACCGAGGCCACUAUCGGGGUGGACUUCAGGGAGAGGCUGGUGGAGAUCGACGGGGAGAAAAUCAAGAUCCAGCUCUGGGACACGGCAGGUCAGGAGCGCUUCCGGAAGUCCAUGGUGCAGCACUACUAUCGUAACGUCCACGCCAUUGUUUUUGUGUACGACGUGACCAACGCGGCCAGCUUCCGCAGCCUGCCCGCCUGGAUCGAGGAGUGCCAGCAGCACGCGCUGGGCUCUGAGGUGCCACGCAUCCUCGUGGGGAACAAGUGUGACCUGCGCGACUCCCUGCAGGUGGGCACAGACACGGCGCAGCAGUUUGCAGACUCUCACUCCAUGCCGCUGUUCGAGACCUCGGCCAAGAGCCCGAGCGGCCCCGAGGACGGUCCGCACAGGGACAGCGACCACGUGGAGGCCAUCUUUAUGACUGUGGCUCACAAGCUGAAAUCACAGAAGCCUCUGGUACUGAGCCAGCCGCCCGCAGAGUCCCGGGGGCCCACGGUCAACCUGAACAGGGCCCGAGACGAGGGGGCCCGGGGCUGGAGCUGCUCCAGCUGCUGAGAGACACUAGGGGGCAGUACCAGUGGUCUGGAAUAUGACUAUUUAAGCCCAAAAAAUCGAAAAAGAAAAAGAAUCUGUGCUUCUGAAAUAACUCUGUAUAUGACAAUAUGCACAUAUCAGUGUGAUUCUUAGGGAGGAAAUGGUUAUUUUCACUAACACGACGGCAGUCAGUGCAGUCAAUAUUGGCAUCAAAUAUUAAGUAUUUAUUACAGCAAAGGGUCGUGUAGAUCCAUCUGCUUUUAUCCAGCGUCUGCUGCAAAAACAAAGCAUAAAAUCUCCUUAUGACUUGAAUGGCAUUAAAUUUUUUAAGUUUGGCCAGUGUACUGUUGCUUCAUAUGAAUAACUCUAUAAAGAAGCAGGGAGAAUUUCACUCUCAUUGUGCAUCUUCAUCCUGAUCAGGUGUUCCCUUCGCUAACCUAAGGCAUGUCUGUGUGGGACUAAACAGGAUUACACUGGCUGUAUUGUCAGCUUCUUGAAGACAUUCUCAACGCAGCAUUGUCUCAAGUACAAGUGAGCAGAGCGUCGGCGCUGGCAUGGCAGAAAUGGUGGAGUUAAUUCAAUAACACAGAGCACUUGUUUGCCAUUGUAGAGGUUGUUGGUCAUUCUGCCUUUAUGUUUAUACUCUUCAGGUUGGUUGACAGUUCAGUUUCGCUGUGCCACGGUUAUUGUGUCUUUGGGCACGGCACUUAAACACCCCUUGCCUCCAGCGUCUGUGCACGCUGGUGUAUGAAUGUGUGUGAAUCUUAUUUUGAUCAUGAAAUCUAAAUAAAGUGGCACUGACACUUGUGACUUGA
Boleophthalmus pectinirostris (great blue-spotted mudskipper) is the source of this 1800-nucleotide messenger RNA. It is a transcript of the gene rab33ba, whose product is annotated as RAB33B, member RAS oncogene family a. NCBI's taxonomy places the organism in Eukaryota, Metazoa, Chordata, Actinopteri, Gobiiformes, Gobiidae. The coding region runs from base 290 to 1006 and encodes 238 amino acids. The transcript is spliced from 2 exons. Gene Ontology annotation, molecular function: GTPase activity; GTP binding. The record is from RefSeq and is a predicted model, not a curated record. Gene Ontology annotation, cellular component: Golgi apparatus; endosome. Gene Ontology annotation, biological process: Rab protein signal transduction.